Molecule: messenger RNA, 486 nt
Organism: Leishmania braziliensis MHOM/BR/75/M2904
Lineage: Eukaryota; Euglenozoa; Kinetoplastea; Trypanosomatida; Trypanosomatidae
Exons: 1
Coding region: 1-486 (161 amino acids)
Source: RefSeq, a predicted model, not a curated record
AUGAAGUGGCUAAGCCGUCUGAUGCGGCGUACAAAGCGUACGCCGCUUCCACCAAAGCCGUAUGUCGACACCGCCUCCGCAGGGAAGCACAUGGUGGACGCGCGGUUGUACGAUAGCAGCGAUCUUACCCAGGUCGACCCCGAAAAGCCGCACUGGCAGGAGAUGUGCUUCGAGUCUCGCGAAAAGGUGCCAUUUUUCGAUCUCUUCGGCUGCAACCGGGACUGGAGCUGGUCGCUAUUCAAGCUGUCAAGCCUCUUUUUUGUGAUGGUCUUCUACUGGGAGAUGCGUUCUCUGGCAUACAUGAAGGAUGACCCAAUGAGGAUAUCGUCCACUACUGCGGUGUCUCCCGUGCCAGACUAUGCCAGAGACGAAAAGGCGACGGAGGAGGAGCUGCGCGAGGCCGGCUUUGCGUAUAUUGGCGUGGCUCAACUGGACAACCUGGGCAUACCGGGGGUGGCCUCGCCAGAACCGGGUCACAAGGCGUGA